AUGUCUACGCCUGGCAUAUCACCAACUCAUGCUUCGGCGGCCGCACUGAACGCCGCCCAGAAGCGGGCCUACCGUCAACGGCGAAAGGACCCGAGCUGUGAUGCUUGCCGAGAGCGUAAAGUGAAGUGCGAUGCUAGCGACACGUCCAGCUGCUCAGAGUGCUCAAGCCGUGGAGUGAAGUGUCAAUUCACUAAGGAGACCAAUCGUCGAAUGUCUUCCAUCAAGCAAGUCCAAGACCUGGAGAAGCAACUCGCCCAGGCGAAGCAGCAACUCGCUCAGUAUCGGACGAUGUUGCAAGAAGGUGGUGUUACGGACCUCGACAGUCAAGCGCCCAAUGUCCCAAAACUUCACGUGCCCGAGCCUGCGUCGAAAGAGCGUCGACAAGGGCUGCCCGUGCUUGACAAUUUCGAUGAGGUGCGCAAGAACAUUCGAAAUUAUUCGAGAGGAAUCUUCAAGCCGCCACCAACCCACCGUCUUUCCGCUCCAGAGCCGAUGUACAUGGUGAACACACCACUUCCUCCAAAGAAUGUAGCGGACCGUCUGAUUUCGCACUACCGGGCUUCAGUACAUGUUUACGCGCCUAUGAUCCAUUGGCCGAGCUUCAUACAGGAUUACGAGAAUGCCUAUCGUGCUGGGACCUUACUACAUUCGCGCCACAGAUGGGUUGCGCUAUUCUUCGCAGUGCUCGCGUGCGGUACGCUGAUGGACUCUCAGCCGAACGGGUCCGCUCAAGAACAAGAAGGCGCCGCCUACCUUGACAUGUGCAUUAGAACGGUCAAUACAUGGAGUGAUGAUAUCAGUAUAGACUCUGUCCGGACAACACUUCUCAUAAGCACAUGGUUCUUCGAGAGCAAUCUACGGUCCGCUGGAUGGGUCUGGCUGGGCUCGUCAAUACGUCUGGCGCAAGAUAAGGGCCUACAUACAGAUCGUGGACCAUAUCCGCCGCUAGAAGCGGAAAUGAGAAGGCGAGUGUGGUGGAGCGUAUAUAAUUGGGAUCGCAUAACGUCGCUCGAACUUGGCCGCCCAUUGCAGAUCGAUGACGAUGAUUGCGACGUGGCCGAACCGACACCCGUGGACGAUGACAGUAUCCGCUCCACCGGCAUAGUCAUGGCUCCGCCUGGACAGACAGCACCCAGCGGACUCCUUGCAGUGAUUCCAGUGGUGCGUAUCAUUGCGCAGCUGAGAAAGACGCUCAAGUCUCGCACUGUAGCAUUUGCAACGCUAAGUACGUAUGACGAGCACUUUAAAUCCAUCAUGGCCUCCUACCCCGAGCCUUUCCCAAUAACUUCAACGGCGUACCUAGAUCCGCGGCUGCUCACGGCAGCAACACAUUUACAACACACGCGCUUCAUCCUCUACCGACACAAUCUCUCGCCUGCAUGCCGGCCUAGCGAGAGAAUAGAUGCACUAGAUCGUUGUGUUUCCGUUGCCAAAGACACAGCAACCUAUGUUCAGAGGACAAUGCAGCCUACCUCGCCUCACCUGAGUUGGGCAGCACGACUUCGAACCAUGGCGCCAGCCUUCUUCUGCGCGCAUUUGUGGCGAUGCACGUUGGUCCUGUGCCUCCGGCUUGAGUUCACAUCCGCCCUGACGCUAGUGCACGCCUCAGCUGCCAUAGGCGAUUUGAGGAAGAAUAACAUUGGUUGCGGACGCUACCUCGCCUUCUUCCUUGACCAGCUGAUCGCGCGGCUACGGGCCGGAGCUUCCAAGCAAGAUCUUGAGGUUGACGAAGAGAUGUUGGCGUACGUGAGUGGUGAUGUGCAAGGCUGUGCUGAGGAAGCAUGGGCAUGGGCUGGAAGCGGUGCGAGCACGAAUAUUGCUCAAGGCGGCCAGAACGUCAACGGGCCCGCCUCUUUGGAGCGUGCUGCCGAACAGCAGCAAGCAAACGGCCCGUUGAACGAGCGCGAGAUGCAGGAAUGGGGUGGUUGGGAGCAUGUUCAGCGCACGCUUGAGCAUUUAGUGCAGCAGAGCCAGCAUGGUCAACAACAGGCUCCACCGCCACCACCACCACCGCCAUCACAGCAGCAGCAGCAACAGCAACAGCGUUUCUCGCCGCAGACGGCUCCCAUGUACCCACCGCCGAAGCUGCAGCACUCGGCCUCGACUGCAUCAUCUAGCAGCCUGCAAACUUUAACGCCGCUGCCCAGCAAUCUGACGUCCCAGCCGAGCAGCCUACAACAUCAUCACACAUCGGCCUCUUCUGCGAGUCCGGCACCAAGCAAUGGCGGCGGUGGCGGGAGCAAGAGGAUUGGGAUUAAGGACAUCAUGUCGUCGCACUAG
This is a messenger RNA of Baudoinia panamericana UAMH 10762, 2280 nucleotides long. RefSeq lists its product as uncharacterized. Bases 1 to 2280 code for a protein of 759 amino acids. Lineage: Eukaryota; Fungi; Ascomycota; Dothideomycetes; Mycosphaerellales; Teratosphaeriaceae. Gene Ontology annotation, biological process: regulation of DNA-templated transcription; DNA-templated transcription. Gene Ontology annotation, molecular function: zinc ion binding; DNA-binding transcription factor activity, RNA polymerase II-specific; DNA binding. The transcript has 2 exons. The record is from RefSeq and is a predicted model, not a curated record.